AUGCGACAGAUCUAUUAUCCCGACCGUGAACUGACAAUCGACGAAGAGAUGGUACUGUGGCGUGGCAGACUGGUCUUCCGCCAGUACGUAAAGGGCAAGCGCCACAAAUAUGGGAUCAAAAUUUAUUCCCUGAAUGAACCCGAGGGACUCAUGCUGCGCUUCCAUGUUUACACGGGGAGUCAUGACUCUUGUAGUGGCAAAGGUCAUACCGUCAAAGUCGUCAUGAAGCUGAUGAGGGACUUCCUGGGGAAAGGCCAUUCCCUGUUCAUGGAUAAUUUUUAUAAUAGUUUUGUCUUAUCAUCCAAACUUUUACGUCAUUCAACCUACACUACCGGCACCCUACGCAUCGACAGACUCCAUACACCUCCAGCGGUGAAGGCAAAGGCAUUAGGCAAAGGUGAAACGAUAGCAAACUAUGCCCAAAGUGUCAUGAUUGGAAAAUGGAGGGAUAAGCGGACGGUGACCUACAUCUCCACACAAUAUGACAACGAGAUGGUCCAAACCACCAACCGGAGAAACCAAAAACGAACGCUGCCAAAACCAAUCAUGUACUACAACUCUUACAUGAAGGGGACUGACCGCUUGGACCAAAUGGUAUCGUAUUACCCCUGUGAGCGCAAGACCCUGCGAUGGCACAAGAAAAUUUUUGUGCACUUUCUCCAGGUUGUUGUUGUAAAUUCUUUUUAUCUGUACAACAUGUACAACUCAGAUAGGCUGACCCUGUAUGACUUCCGAGUUCGUGUACUUGAAGACCUGCUCCCUCCAAAGGAAGCCCCACUGCUCAUCACACCGACUCGCAACAGCAUGCAUCGUCUCUCCAAAUCAAUGAAGCGCAAAGGAAACGGCAAGUCAGUUACCCGGAGGUGCCGCGUUUGCUACCAAGAAGGCAAGCGUAAGGAAACAGUAUACUAUUGUGCAGUGUGCCCUGACGAACCAGCUCUGUGUGAACUCGGUUGCUUUGAUAAGUAUCACGAGGGCAAAUAA
Messenger RNA from Homalodisca vitripennis (glassy-winged sharpshooter), 984 nucleotides. Its product is annotated as piggyBac transposable element-derived protein 4-like. The coding region runs from base 1 to 984 and encodes 327 amino acids. The transcript has a single exon. Lineage: Eukaryota; Metazoa; Arthropoda; Insecta; Hemiptera; Cicadellidae. The record is from RefSeq and is a predicted model, not a curated record.